AUGGACGUGGCUAUGGGCUGGGGGAGGCUGUCCUUUCGCUGGGCCAUCGAGCUCUCCCAGUUCCGGCUGCUCCGCCUGCUGCGCCUGGUCCGGGUGCUGCGGCUCCUGCGGGUGGUGCGCUUCUGCGCAGACCUCAGGAUCAUGGUGAACGGCAUUGCGGCGCCCGGUGACCGAGCAAUGCGAGAACUGAUUGGAGCCCGGCAGGGGCGCAGGGAAAUGACUGCAUUGGCCCUGAAGCUCACAUUCAGUGACGCUAAGACUGGUGAGGAUCGUGUGCUGAGCCUGGACGGGGACGAGUACCUGAUCAUGACCCCUGAUUUGGACCAAUGUGGAGGACUGUUCAGUAUGGUGCUCUGCUUCAAGCGGGGCAACAAGCAGCGGCGCAAGAGCGAACUCGGCGAGGCUUGGGCGUUGCGCCGGCACCAGGUGCUCCAGCAGCCCCAGAUCCGCCUGGCAAGGAUGUCGGAGGCUGUGGAAGGGGACGAUAGGUCCGCAAGUGAAGAUGUUCGCACUCUUGAGGUACGAUAUGGAGUGAACGGUGAGAGGCUUCGCAGCUUUCGGGAGACCGUCAAUGAGCUACAAGUCUGCGAGUUUGAAGAUUUUCCUUUCCAGCCCCGAACAGCGAUGGAGUAUGUCAAGGCAGUGUCAUCAAUCUCCGAGAGCGCAACAGCGCAGCAUCACAUGUGGCUGGGCGCGUCAAGAAUCCCCGACGGAGAUCGAAGCGUGUAUGAAGAUGAGGUGCUUGCGAGGGCUCUGGACCUUGCUGUGACUUACGACAGCUUGAAUGUUGCCAGCCUGGCGUGCAUGGAGCUCAUUUGCGGGCGACGCCAGCUGAUUUCAGAAGCCCAUGCCAACUCCCCAGGUGCCCCAUCGUACAUGGGGGCAGAGCAUUUCAUGGGUCAGACUUACCGGCAAGGUGGAGGAAUCGUGGUUCCCACGCUAACAGAUUUCGUGGCCAAGAAGAUGCAGGCGCAAUCGCAGAUCAUGAAGGAGAAGAGGAAGGCUGUUGCAAAGAGAGUUUUCCGACGACGGGCUGUCAUCGAAGAGGUGAACCAGUCCAUUUCUGCAAUGAAUUCGCUAUUUUUCGGUGGAAAGGGCUCUGGCCACGACAGGUUGGUGCCUUCGGUGGAUUCUCUUCCGACUUCUCAGAAGGAGGCCAUCAAGGGUAUCAUCUCUGCCGUGAAGCGAAUGGGGCCCAAACCUGCUGGUGCAUGCGGCUCAGAAGCCCUACAGGCGCUUCGUGCAGCUUUGUCUUCAUAUGUGCCUUUGGAGACGGGCGUGGGUGAUGUUGUGCCAAUGAGGCUUGACCAGCUUUCGCUUCCUGAAGGGACCUCUUCGGGAGUUGACAUGCUUCAGGCACUUGAUGGUGAUCUUCGAGAUGUGGUGGAGAACUUCGAGGAUCGAAUGCUGCAGGAUGCCGACGUCUGGACUCACAUUUCCAGAAGCGCAUCAAGGUUGGUGCCGUAUGACGACCCUUCACUCAGGUCUCGACGCAAGUAUCUUGAGUUUCUUCGGGAGCUGCAUGAUCGGGGCAUCCUGUGCUUCACUGAGGAGUGCAGGGGAAGGGAUGGCGACAACCUUUAUAUUGCUGGAGCCGACAUCAAAGACUGCUUUUACGCUGUUCGGUUGCCUGCAGGGUUGGGGUUGGAGCAGUUCUUCGUGUUGAGAGAGGAUGUUUGCUUUGAGGAUGCUGACUGGCAGAAGGUAUCAGCAGAGUUGGAGGGGCUGGGUUUUUCGCUGCACGAGGAGGAAUCGGCCAGCGCCACCUUCAAAACUUUGGGAGGUAUGGUCGACGGGGCAGGUAUGAGCGUGUUCCGGUCGCUGUAUGACUUCAUCGAAAAGAACCCCGAUGGCAGCCCAAAACGUUUUCUGCAGGGUCGUGAGAUCGAGGAGCGCAAGAUAUUUGCAGGCCCGGAAGAGUGGAACCCGAGGACUCGGGCUCUGCGCAGGGAUGUGAUUGGGGAGGUUGAUACGGUUUUGGGGGCCGAUCCGGAUGCGAGACUUCUGGAGCAAUACGUGGAAGACAGCGAUUUUCCUGAAGGGCCAGGUCCACCCGGGUCCUCACAAGCCAUGGAGUGGCAACGAGGCCCCGGGUUGCCCCGCCGCCUGUGA
Effrenium voratum is the source of this 2112-nucleotide messenger RNA. The record is from the annotation of a GenBank genome assembly. NCBI's taxonomy places the organism in Eukaryota, Dinophyceae, Suessiales, Symbiodiniaceae.